GUACAAAUCUUCUUUUAGUCAGACACUUCAUCUUGCUUCUACAUGUCUUAGAUGUCCUACAACUUCAGUGGGCAUGUUGACAGAUUUGAUAGAUGCUCUGUGAGUGCCUUACUCUUGUGCCUUGGUAAAUAUCACAGCCAACGUUUUGCAAAGCAUCCUACUUAGCUGUAGUGGACUCCACUGUCAUGUGCUGUCAGAGAUAAAUCAUGAUGCAUUGUGGGACAUUAUGGAAGACGCUCCCUCGUUAUUUGUGUUCGACCAUUUUUCUUUGUUGUCACAUCUGUGCAGGUGCCUAAAAAAAUGCAGUUAGUCAACCUGCUGUUCCUCGUCAAUGUGCUUCCAGCUCACUGUUACGUAUCACAACCCAGUUUGAGUACCACAGCAAUGGAGGACUGGGAGGAUGUGGCUGAGUCCUGGCCAAUCAGAACAGAGGACCCACUAAGAGAGGAAGAGGAGGAGGAGAGUCGAGAGGAAGAUGCUGGGGAUUAUGGGCCGUGGAGAGAGAGAAAGCCGGGGAAUGAGGAAAGAGAAGAAGAUGUGAGCUUGGAUGGGGAAGGAAAGGACAUGGGGAGAAAAGAGGUGGAGCAGAGAGGAGAGGAGAAAGACAGAAAGGAGAUGAAGGAGGAGGUGAUGGCUGAGUAUGAGAAGCAGACAGAUACGAAGAGUCAAGGAAGCCUAAUCCUGGAGAGAGGGGAUCAAGAUGAGAUGCCGACUGAUGAACAAGGACGAGCGGAGGAUCAAAGACGAGAGAGACAGGCUCAUCAUCCUGGAGAAGAUGAAAGAGGGAUGAAGAGGGAUGAAGCGGAAGGACAAACCGUAAAGGAAAAAGAGGAAGUGAUGAGAGUGAGAGAAGAAGGAGAGGAGGAGGAGAGAAUGGAUGGAUGGAAGGAGGCAGAGGGAGAAGGGAAGGAAAAGAAAGAGGAGGAGCAUUCGGUCUCAGCAGUCAGUCUCGUUUCAGAGAGCAUUCCACAUUCGACUGCGGAAAUCCUUCUUGCAGUUCCCGCAGUCCCCGUCAGUCAGGAAACCCCUCCCCUACUCACUCCAUCUACUAAUUCACAAUCUGAGGCUGCUGAUGACCAUAUGACUCACCAACCAAGUCCUUCUGUCGCUCCCAGAAACACCCUACCUCCACAACCCUCUGCGGAACCACAGGAGGCCAUGCUAUUGGCUAACAGACUCAGCUCACAUGAUGACCUCACAAAACUUCAGAAUGUGAUGGAAAAUUCUCAGCCAGUCCACAUGAGGGAGGUAGAGCCCAUUCCGACAACAAUGCAGGUUCAAGUCAGCCCCAUAAGUAAGGCUGUGAUCAGCACGACAGACAACCCAGAAUCUGAAGCUCGAUACAACACACACACAACUCAGCCAGGGACAUCAAGUGGAAAAAACAAGCAGAAGCUUAGCCAAAAAGCUAUCAGGCGCAAAAUUAUCCGAAAGCCUAAAAGCAACCAAACCGCACAAGUUGUUAAGUCAAAGGUCCAGCGAACUGUGACUAAACUUUCUCAGAAUUUAAAACAACAACCAUUAUCUCCCCUUAACAAAGCCAUUCCCAAUCAGCUAAAUACCACAACACUAAAUAAAACACAAGGUGAAAUGACUCUCAAGCCUAAUAAUAAUAAUAAUAACAACAAACAGCUGAAGAAAAGAAAAGAUAAAAUUACCAGAUCUCUGAAGAAGGACAAAAAAGAGAAGAAAAAUAAAAAAGAGAAAAAAGAGGAAGUACCCACUACUCCAUACUUUCCUUUCUUUAAAGAUGACUACUGUCCUACUGACUGUGCCUGUUAUGGAAGGUGAGAAAGAUUUCCACUUCAGUAAAACUAGACAUUUGGUUGUUAAUCAUUUAGAUUUGCUUUACAUCCAUUACAUUACAUUAUUGAGAUUAUACCUGGAAUUAUUCAUGUUAAUCACCUGGUGCAAUUUGCCCACGUUUCCUAGUGCAACAUAACACUAGCAUGUCACACAUAUUCAUGCUGUCACGUUCUUGCGUUAUCCCAGAUAUGAGUUUAAUGAAGAAGAGUGUGCUAGUUAAUUUGCAAUCAAGAUUGGUUGAAAACUUAUUCAGGUUGCCCCUGGAG
Molecule: messenger RNA, 2072 nt
Organism: Clupea harengus (Atlantic herring)
Lineage: Eukaryota; Metazoa; Chordata; Actinopteri; Clupeiformes; Clupeidae
Product: cilia- and flagella-associated protein 251-like
Exons: 2
Coding region: 301-1791 (496 amino acids)
Molecular function (GO): protein binding
Source: RefSeq, a predicted model, not a curated record